Molecule: messenger RNA, 1311 nt
Organism: Ramularia collo-cygni
Lineage: Eukaryota; Fungi; Ascomycota; Dothideomycetes; Mycosphaerellales; Mycosphaerellaceae
Product: related to ERV46-component of copii vesicles
Exons: 3
Coding region: 1-1311 (436 amino acids)
Biological process (GO): retrograde vesicle-mediated transport, Golgi to endoplasmic reticulum; endoplasmic reticulum to Golgi vesicle-mediated transport
Cellular component (GO): endoplasmic reticulum membrane; COPII-coated ER to Golgi transport vesicle; Golgi membrane
Source: RefSeq, a predicted model, not a curated record
AUGGCUCCCAAAGGCCGCUUCAACCGGUUUGACGCCUUUACCAAGACCGUCGAGGAUGCCCGCGUACGAACAACCUCGGGCGGCUUCGUAACCAUUGCUUCCCUCCUCUUAAUCCUCUACCUAGUAUGGGGAGAAUGGACCGAUUACCGCCGCAUCACCAUCCACCCCGAACUCAUCGUCGACAAGGGCCGAGGCGAAAAGAUGGAGAUUCACUUGAAUGUCACCUUUCCUCGCAUUCCCUGCGAAUUGCUCACGCUGGACGUCAUGGAUGUCAGUGGAGAUGUUCAAACGGGCGUCACGCAUGGUGUCUUCAAGACACGCCUCACCCCGGAGAGUGAGGGCAGCAAAGCAUUAAACACCGAAGCACUGGAUCUACACUCCGAGGACAGCAAGGCUCCACACAUGAGCCCGGAUUAUUGUGGAGACUGUUAUGGAGCUCCUGCGCCUUCGAAUGCGAAGAAGGCUGGGUGCUGUAAUGACUGCGCAGAAGUAAGAGAGGCUUAUGCGGGAGUAUCGUGGUCGUUUGGGAGAGGGGAGAAUGUCGAGCAAUGUGAGCGGGAACACUACGCGGAGCAUCUCGAUGAGCAGAGAAAAGAGGGAUGUCGGGUCGCAGGCAGCAUUCGCGUCAACAAGGUCGUGGGAAACUUCCAUUUCGCUCCGGGAAAGAGUUUCAGCAAUGGAAAUAUGCAUGUGCAUGAUUUGGAGAAUUAUUUCGGGGGAGGAGUGGAUCAUUCCUUCACGCACAAGAUUCAUCAUCUACGAUUCGGACCGGAGUUGCCUGAUAAUGUGGUGGAGAUGGUUGGGAAGAAGGGCAUGGCGUGGAGUAACCAUCACUUGAACCCGCUGGAUGAUACAGAGCAAAAGACGAACGAAAAGGCCUACAACUUCAUGUAUUUUGUAAAGGUGGUUUCGACCGCAUACUUGCCGUUGGGUUUCGAGUCGCGGCCUGUGUUGGGAGGGAUUGGGAUGGAUAGCUAUGCGGAUUUGGGACAACUGGGAAAGAACCUGGAUCGCAGCAUCGAAACACAUCAGUAUUCCGUCACUUCGCAUAAACGGGCGCUGGGUGGUGGUGAUGCGCAGGAUGAGRGACACAAGGAGAGGCUGCAUGCUAGGGGCGGUAUCCCGGGAGUCUUCUUCUCAUAUGACAUUUCCCCGAUGAAGGUCAUUAACCGUGAGACUCGCACCAAGUCCUUUUCGGGUUUCUUGGUGGGUGUCUGUGCUGUUAUUGGUGGUACCCUUACCGUUGCCGCUGCUAUUGAUCGAAUCAUGUAUGAAGGUGGGCAGAGGGUGAAGGGGAGACGUGCAGAGUAG